Molecule: messenger RNA, 8680 nt
Organism: Nycticebus coucang (slow loris)
Lineage: Eukaryota; Metazoa; Chordata; Mammalia; Primates; Lorisidae
Gene: PPP1R3E
Product: protein phosphatase 1 regulatory subunit 3E
Exons: 3
Coding region: 1797-2636 (279 amino acids)
Biological process (GO): regulation of glycogen biosynthetic process
Cellular component (GO): protein phosphatase type 1 complex
Molecular function (GO): glycogen binding; protein phosphatase 1 binding
Source: RefSeq, a predicted model, not a curated record
UAAAACUCCCUAUCCCUGGUGGUUGUAUUAUAUGAGUUCAUAUCUGUAAAACUCCUUACAGUACCUAGCACAUUGUAAGUGCUAUGUAAGAUCAGUAGGGAAGUUCAAAAGAACUAAAAACAUUUUAUCUACAUUAUUGAAAAAUGAAUGAGAAAAAAGCCAGCACUUUGCCCUUCUUGUAAACUCACAGUCCCCAGCUCCAAGAGAGUUAAGUGUCCUUCGUUCAAUCCUUGGAGGGCCUACCAUGUACUAAAAAUCACCAUGAAUCAGACAUCCCAGUCCUCAAAGGGCUGACAGUUGGAUUAGAAAUCAGAACUCUUUCUUUAUUCUUUUCUCUUUUUUUUGGCUGGGGCCAGGUUUGAACCCACCACCUCCAGCAUAUGGGGCCAGCGCCCUACCCCUUUGAGCCACAGGUGCUGCCCUCUUUUCUUUUCUUUUCUUUUUUUUUUUUUGAGACAAGGUCUUGCUCUGUCACCCAGGCUAGAGUGCAGUGGUGUCAUCAUUGUUCACUGAAACCUCAAAUUCCUGAGUUCAAGCAAUCCUUCUGCCUCAGUCUCCCAAGUAACUGGAACUACAGGAGCAUGUCACCAUGCCCUGCUAAUUUUUCUUUCUUUCUUUCUUUUUUUUGUAGAGACAGAGUCUCACUUUACCACCCUCGGUAGAGUGCCAUGACGUCCCAGGACUCACAGCAACCUCCAGCUCUUGGGCUUUCGCGAUUCUCCUGCCUCAGCUUCCCCAGCAGCUGGGACUAGAGGCGCCCGCCACAACGCCCCGCUAUUUUUUGGUUGCAGUUUUUCUAUUUUUUGUAGAGCUGAGGGCUCACUCUUGCUCAGGCUGGUCUCUUCUAACUCCUGACCUCAAGAGAUCCUCUGGCUUUGGCCUCCCAAACUGCUAAGAAGCACAGGCUUGAGGUUGAGCCAGUACACCUGACUUAACCAAAUUUUUACAGAUAAGACAACUGAGGUGCACAAAGUGCCUUGCUCAAGGUCAUACAGCUAAAUAGCACCAGUGGUGGGUCUAGAAGCUAGCUAGCUAGGUCUUCACACUACUCUCAAUUCUGGACUCUUUCCACUGGGCAGUGUUCAGCCGCUUUUGAGUGCCAUAUCUCACCUUCUAUUUGAAAGACUCGACCCAGCUUUCUUGACCUUUCCUUCUUUGCACCCUCUACUACACACCUCCCUAACUUGGAGCCGAGAUUUAAGAAAAAAUGGUGAACCCUUUAGAUAAAGUCCCCUGCAGGGCGUUUUGAACCAUCCUCUGCAAGAAAAGGAAAGAUUAUUAUUAUUAUUAUUUUGAAAAGGAAAGAUUAUCAUUUGAUCCCUGCGUUAACUCUUCCUGUGCCGCGCAGGAGAAGUUGAGGACUUUUUUGAAAAAAAGACGGAGUGGCCUCACUCCGACCGAAAAGUGGAGUUCCCGCCCCAUGGGCAGCCGCAAAGACAGACGCUAAGCCACCUGUCACAGGGCCGUGGGUGGGGGCCAGGGACAUGAGGACAUGAGGACCGCGGAACCCGAGGGUGAGCGCCGUUGAGCGCACGCUCAGAGCAGACAGCUCGCAGGAGGCAGGAUGGUCUCACGACCCUAGGAGCUGACGGCCAGAGGGAGGGAAAGGAGGUCACGGAGGCGAAGCAGAGCAACCGGAGGUGGAGGAUCCUGGAGGUGACAGCAAGGAGAGUACGCAAGGGCGAGGGGCUGCUGAAGCGGGCCCGGAGACUUCUGCACUGACGCGGAGUGGGCGGGAGAGGAACGGAGGACAGCGCGGUGGCGCUAGGGACUGGACCGGCCGGGGCGGGGGUGCCAUGUCCCGCGAGCGGCCCCCCCGUACAGAUAUCCCUCGCAACCUGAGCUUCAUCGCUGCGCUGACUGAGCGCGCCUACUACCGCAGCCAGCGGCCCAGCCUCGAGGAAGAGCAGGAGGAGGAGCCAGGCGAGAGUGGGACGCGGCCCGGGGCCCGAUCCCGUGCUCACGCUCCGAGUCGGGGUCGCCGGGCUCGCUCUGCGCCCGCUGGAGGCGGCGGGAUCCGGGCGCCCCGUAGCCGUAGCCCGAACACUCGCAAGAGAGUGCGUUUCGCCGACGCACUGGGGCUGGAGCUGGCUGCCGUGCGCCGCUUCCGCCCCGGAGAGCUGCCCCGAGUCCCCCGCCACGUGCAGGUCCAACUACAGAGGGACGCCCUCCGCCACUUCGCGCCGUGCCAGCCCCGCGCCCGCAAUCUCCAGGAGGCGCGCGCCGCUUUGGAGCCGGCCAGUGAGCCGGGUUUCGCCGCCCGCUUGCAGGCGCAGCGAAUCUGCCUGGAACGCGCCGAGGCAGGCCCGCUGGGCGUGGCCGGGAGCGCGCGCGUGCUGGACCUGGCCUACGAGAAGCGUGUGAGCGUGCGCUGGAGCGCCGACGGCUGGCGGAGCCAGCGCGAGGCCCCCGCCGCCUACGCCGGCCCGGCCCCGCCUCCGCCGCGCGCGGACCGCUUUGCCUUUCGCCUUCCUGCGCCCCCCAUUGGGGGUGCCUUGCUCUUCGCCUUGCGCUACCGCGUGACCGGUCGCGAGUUCUGGGACAACAACGGUGGCCGCGACUAUGCUCUACGUGGGCCCGAGCACCCGGGCAGUGGCGGAGUCCCGGAGCCCCAGGGCUGGAUCCACUUUAUCUGAGACCAGGCGCCUUCGGCCCACAGCGGAAAAAACAAAGGCACCCAGGGGCGAGGGGAACCUGAUGUGGUGGGGAGGAAUGGGAGAAACCAAGAUUGGCUGGAAAUCGUCCGAGUCAAGUCGGGGAGGGCGAGGAGAGUGGGGGACAUCAGAGGGGCCCAGGGGCUAGGCGGAAUCAACGAAGGUCGGGGACUUUGGGGUGAGAAACGCUGGUUGGAUGUGAGUGAAAGGAACCCCAAGGCACGGGAGAAAGGAGACCCAAAAGGGCGCCAGAGAUUAGAAAAAAGUAGAAUGUGGAGGAUGGUGGCGUUCUCGCCGUGAGUAGGCCCAUCAAGUCUAGGCAGUGAAAGGCUAAAAAAUAUUUUGGGGAUUGAAGUGUUAGAUAAAACAGCCCACCCCAGUUGAAAUCAUUUAGAUUGCUAGCUCAUUUCCUUUCUUACCUGCCUUUGCCACCUAAGGCCCCCCAGUCCUACCCAUCCUAGCUUUAAUUCAGCCAUAUUGCCUUGCAUAAUCCCAGGAGCUUGGCCAUUGACCCUGGUUCUUGUCACCCCUGACAGUUCUAGCUUCAGGCCUUCAGAACUCCAGCCUCCAGGCAUCCUUAGGGAUUAAAAUGGAGGCUAAAGCAACUCUAGGGUUGUCCUUGUAGCCAAAUAAUGAGGUGCACUCAGAAAAAUGCCAGCCUUACCUUCUGGUGUGCCUUCUGAUAACCUCUAAGCACUUUAUGGGCUAUGUCAAAGGAUGGUGAAUCAUGAGAAUCACUAUUCUAAUUUUUUUCUGCCUCAGAAGAAAAAUAAGUUCUAACUAGAUGUGAAAUUUGGGCAAACAUACUUCACCUCUUUGUGCCCCAGUUUUUUCCUUGAAAUACAGGAUUUGGUUUAGAUUAUCUCUUAAAGGCUCUAUCUUGUUUGACAUUUAUGACUGGGUGGCAGAGUGUAGAUUAGAAGCUGCACUAGUGCAGCAGUUCAGAACUCACAGCCCCCUGAGUGUCAGCUUAGGGCUGAGGAUAUGUCCUCUAGUUUUUGGUACAGAUGUUCCACAACUCAGCAAGCAGCCCAAAGCUCCAGGGUAUUCCACAGCCUCUUCCAAACCGUAGCUCAUCCUCUGCCCUUUUUUGCUCUUGACCCCCCUCUCCCCCCCAGACUUCUAGCCUCUGUUCUCUGAAACAGCUUUGGGAAAGAGCAUUUUUUGGGGAAAAAGACGUAUGAGAACUCCAAGAUGAAAGGAAACAAUGUUGAGGGUUCUCUUGAGGAUAAAAGAUUAUGGUAUAAGGCAGUGGUCCCCAACCUUUUUGGCACCAAGGACCAGUUUUAUGGAAGACAAUUUUUCCAUGGACCUGGGGUGAGGGGGAUGGUUGCAGGACAAUUCAAGCCAUUACAUCUCCACCUCAGAACAUCCAUUAUUAGAGCCUCGUAAUGCAGGGUUCAUGCUCCUAUGGGAAUCCAGUGCCACUUAUCUGACAGGAGGCAGAGCUUUGGUGGUGAUUCAAGUGAUGGGGGAUGGCUGUAGAGAUGCUUUGCUUGCUUGCUCUUCCACAGUUUACCUUGUGCUAUGCAGCCUGGUUCCUAAUCAAUUCUGGUCUACUGCCCAGGGGUUGGGAACCACAAUUGUAAGAAAUAGAAAAUAUUUCAAAUCGGGCGGCGCCUGUGGCUCAGUGGGUAAGGCGCCAGCCCCAUAUACCGAGGGUGGCGGGUUCAAGCCCGGCCCCGGCUCAACUGCAACCAAAAAAAAAGCUGGGCGUUGUGGCGGGCGCCUGUAAUCCCAGCUACUCAGGAGGCUGAGGCAAGAGAAUCGCUUAAGCCCAGGAGUUGGAUGUUGCUGUGAGCUGUGUGAUGCCAUGGCACUCUACCGAGGGCCAUAAAGUGAGACUCUGUCUCUACAAAAAAAAAAAAAAGAAAAUAUUUCAAAUCAAGAAUCAAAGCAACUUGAUUAUUAAAUGCACCCAGAAGAUGGUAUUCGGUGCCUCAGUGCCGUGCCCUAAGCAAGUGAAAGUGAAAGCUGCCUUCCACAUCCAUGCCUUAUGUCUCUUCCUGGUUAACUUAACAUGGGAAUCAUUCCUUUGCUGGUUGCUUGUUUUUCCUUUUCUCACCCUACUCUGAGAUGAGGCAUGUUUCUCUUCUCUUUCUUUCUUGUUCUCAUCACUUUUUCCUUUUAAUAUGUAGGGUAUUUACCUUGGUUUUUGUCCACUUCCAUUUUCCUCCCUCUUCAUCCUUGUUCUCUGGUAUUUCUUUUCCCUCCAGAAGGGGUGGAGAACCCACUUCCUUUUCUCCAAGACCAUGGUUGAUCCACCUUCCUCCCUCAGGCUCCUUCUUGACAAUCUGCUAGAAGGGAAAAGAAGGGAAAGAAGCAGUUCCUGAUGCUACAGAUGUUACAAGGAACUCCCAGGUAAUCAGCUCCCAAACCCAUUUCUGUUAUUGAUUUCUCAAAGAAAAAUUUCUGGAUCCCCCUCUUCCUUAACUAAGUCAAGGGGGUGGGGCAUGCACAUGUUCCCACACAUACACUCAGAUCAAAGCACGGAGCUUGUUACCAUGCUCCUCAUGUCUACAGCCUUAAUCCUUUGAAGACUGGAAGGAGUGGAAUCCCUAGGUCAUUCCUCAAACAAAUGCCCAUUUAAACAUCUUCCUUAUCUUGUGAAGAAAGCAGAAUUUCAUGCAUCUUGUGGAUCACCUUCAGGUCAGAGUUCCAGCAAAGUGAAGAGAGAAACUGUACUGGAAGCCACGAAGCAAUGCACUGUUUACUCAUCAAUUAGAAGCCCAAGGGAGGAUAAUAUGAAGGGAGACUGGGUCGAUAACACAGUGGGUAAUCUCUUGCCUAAUGUGUAUGUAUUACUGUCCUGUCAUAUUAACAGUAGUGAUAACUCAGAUUUACUUAACAUUUAACUGCUAAAAUCUGUUUGGCAUGCAUGCACAAGACAGCCCUUAGUUGAACAUUGUCAUUAUCUCUGUUUUAGAGAUAAGGAAACAGGCUCAGAGAGCUCACUUAUUUGCUCAAGAUCACAUAGCUAGUAAAUGGCAGAACUAGAAUUAGGAACCCAGGACAUCUCCAGAGCCCCUGUGCAUAACCAUGAUGUUAUAUUUUCUCCCUUUAAACCUUGCUAUAUAUCAUCUCUCAGUAUGAGCAUAGUUUCCUAUAUCUCAGUAGGAGCAUAGUUUCCUACUGAUCUGCUUUCCCAUUCUCCCAGUCCUCCAAAUUGGCUUGGAGAAAGCAAGGAGCCCCAGGCUUCAUCUGUUCCUUGCAGGAGCUUGCCACUUUCCUGUGCCAGUAUCACAGCUAUGUAGGAUCAGCAAGGGGCGUGCUUGGGAACUUGGGAACCUGUUAAAAUUCUAGCCUUUGUAUUCAUUGGGAUUCUCUCCUGGCCGUAGCCAACCCUCUUUGCCUAUUUUUCUGCCACUUUCCUCCCCCUUCCUGCACUGGCAUGGAACAGGAAAGCCCCAUAAUGUUUCACUGGAAGGGUUCCCAAACUAGGACAACUAUUGGAUGGUCUGUGCUUGGGCUGUCUCUGGGAACCCUGGUAUUACUGACAGGGCAAAUGCAAACUCUGAUAUGGGGCAGAGAACUAAGGAUAAUCCUUUUCCCUAAGCUCUUUCUGUUUCACCCAUAUCCCUAUUCUUAGCUUUGUAGAACAACAUCUGAGUCUUCUGGUUCUUGCCAUUUUGAGCUGCCCCAGGGCUUGGGGUUAACUCAUAGUUUCUCCCUCAGCCUGGGCUGAGCCACCUUCUUGCACACACAAAUACUGGGUUCCUCCCUCUUUGAACCUGGGCUUAUGCAACUAGCAAUGCCACCAAUGCCAUUUGUAAAAUAGGGAAUAAACUAGUGAUUUUUUAAUGGCUUCUGUGUGCCUGGUCCUUUUGAGAUUUUCAGGAGGGAUUCUUUGCCCUGAUGGGUUUUGAUGGCCACUCCUUUCCCAUGACAUGAGCGCUGAGAUUGUCCCUAGCCCGUGGCUUUUCCUCACCUUGGGCUGAGUUGGUACAGCACUACCACAAACUCCACCAUCUGCAAAUCAACCAAAAUUAGGUAUUAUGCCCUUUCUUCCCUACAUUGUUCUUUCCAAAACUUCCAACCAUAUAUAUAUAUUUUUUUUUUUGAGACAGAGUCUCACUUUGUUGCCCUCCAUAGAGUGCUAUGGCAUCACAGCUCACAGCAACCUCAAACUCUUGGGCUCAAGCAAUUCUCUUGCCUCAGCCUCCCAAGUAGCUGUAACUACAGGCACCCAGCACAACACCCAGCUAUUUUUGUUUUUGGAGACAGGGUCUUGCUCUUGGUCAGGCUGAUCUUGAAUUCCUAAGCUAGGCAGAAAAUCCACCCACCUCAGCCUCCCAGAGUACUGGGAUUACAGGCAUGAGCCACGGUGCCUGACCCAACCAUAUUUGUUAUAGUACCAUUUAGCAGAGUACACCUAAACAAAUGCAAUCACUGGUUCUCCCAGGUGGUUCAGGCUAAUCUGACAGAGGAAACACUAGCAGUUUGGCAGAAUCUUUAGGGGGCCCUAUUAUGUGAUAAUGCAUUUUGGUGGAAAUUUUCCUCUAAAGGCUGAUGACUGAACAGGAACAAUUUGGGGCAUAUAACCAUGGACUGGGAAAUACCACAAGAGCAAACCCUACCGUGGUUAUGGGCUUGGGUCCCUGAGGCAAUGCAACAGAAAGACUCUUGCCCUUUCCUGUCAUCCAGACUUUGGAUGUCUUCCUAAACUUAACCUGUCCCAUAGCCUGCCUUCCUUCUGUUCUUCUGUUUUUCUUUAUAUGCAUAGCUCAUACUUGCUCUUUGUUAUAAACCUUAACUCUUCAGUUUUACAAUCUAAUUCCCACAUCCCUUUUUUUUUUUGAGACAGUCUCACUUUGUCACCCUUGGUAGAGUGCCAUGGCAUCAUAUCUCACAGCAACCUCCAACUCUUGGGCUCAAGCGAUUCUCUUGCCUCAGCCUCCCAAGUAGCUAGGAUUACAGGCGCCCACCACAACACCCAGCUAUUUUUUGUUAGAAAUGGGGGUCUCGCUUUUGCUCUGGCUGGUCUCGAACCUGUGAGCACACGGCAAUCCACCUGCCUCAGUCUCCCAGAGUGCUAGGAUUAUAGGCAUGCACCACCAGGCCCAGCAUCACAUCCCUUCUAACUCCUGUGUUUUUCUGGAGCUCAUCUGGAUCCCUACAAUUCACAAGUCAUAGACUCAGAGACCUGAAAAAGCCUGUGUUUAGAGAUCAUUGGGUAUAGGCUCCUCUACAGAUGAGGACACAGGUCCAGAGACAGAAGUGGCUCCUGCAUGGUCAGAGAAUUUGUGCAGCUCAAGAAGGAGCUUAAAUCUAGGCCCCUUGGCCAUACCCCAGGCCCAGGCUAAGAAACAGCUCUCUAUACAGACCCAUGAUUUUUCAUAGCAAAAGAUAACCUCAGAAAUGUUUUAUGGGUGGCGUCUGUGGCUCAGUGAGUAGGGCACCUGCCCCAUAUACCGAGGGCAGCCUCGGCCAAACUGCAACCAAAAAAUAGCCAGGCGUGUGGCGGGCGCCUGUAGUCCCGCUGCUCGGGAAGCUGAGGCAAGAGAAUUGCGUAAGCCCAAAAGCUGGAGAUUGCUGUGAGCCGUGUGAUGUCAUGGCAUUCUACCAAGGGCUGUAAAGUGAGACUCUGUCUCUACAAAAAAAAGAAGAAAAGAAAUGUUUUAUUUUCUGCUGCUAUUUUCUGUCCAUUCCUUUCCCCAUUCAGGGAUAACGAGAAACAAAAGGGCCUACUGGUUUUCUGUGUGUCCCUAGCCUUGGCACUUCUUUUGUUGAUGUUGCUAAAGAGCAGUGACAUUGCUAAAAAAGACCAAAUGAUCUACCCAUUGAAUGACUAACGUGGGGAGGAAAUGAAAGUUUCUUAUGUGAAUCCCCCCAAACUGCUGUUCUCACUAGGACCUCCCAGAGCCUCCCCAGUUCCUGGAUAGUGCAGCCUGGUCUGCUGGCCCCAAAUCCACUAGUUUUGUGCCUCACUAAAGCUUCCUCAUGCAACCACCUUCCUUUGUGUGUAUAAAACCUCAUAUGAAUUAAAGUUGAAAUACAAAAAGAAAGUAUGUGAUUAAGAUAUUCAG